Messenger RNA from Abrus precatorius (Indian licorice), 1066 nucleotides. RefSeq lists its product as uncharacterized. Bases 179 to 982 code for a protein of 267 amino acids. The record is from RefSeq and is a predicted model, not a curated record. NCBI's taxonomy places the organism in Eukaryota, Viridiplantae, Streptophyta, Magnoliopsida, Fabales, Fabaceae. The transcript has 7 exons.
UAGUUAAUCUAAAUAAUAUAUAUCCUUUAUCCUCAACUUUAUAUUCUGUUUUUCUCCAUUUCUUGUGCCCUAUGUUUCAUACCGAAAAGGAAAUGGUGGGAAUUCAAACACAGUGAUCUGGAAUCGGAGGUUAGGCAUUUGCAUUGAAACGCAGAUUUCAACAACUGGAAGAGUGAAUAUGGCCCUGUCUCCACCUGUUGAGAGGCACAGAAUGAUAAUACCCAACACGCAGGGUCAAAAACUCGUGGGCAUAUUGCAUGAAUCUGGAACUAGGGACAUUGUCAUCUUGUGUCAUGGUUUUCGAUGCUCUAAAGACACCACCCUCAUAUUGAACCUUGCUGUUGCGCUGGAAAAUGCCAAAAUUAGUUCUUUCCGCUUUGACUUUUCUGGAAAUGGGGAAAGUGAAGGUUCAUUUCAGUAUGGUAACUAUUGGACAGAGGUUGAUGAUUUACAUGCUGUAGCUCAACAUUUCCACAAGUCAAAUCGUGUAAUCAGUGCAAUUGUUGGUCAUAGUAAAGGAGGUGAUGUAGUGCUUCUGUAUGCUUCAAAAUAUCAUGACAUUGAAACAGUUGUCAACCUCUCUGGGCGUUAUGAUCUGAAGGCAGGCAUUGAAGAGCGCCUUGGAAAAGAUUAUUUAGAAAGAAUUAGGAAAAAUGGCUUCAUUGAUGUGAAGAAGAGGAGGUCAGGAAGUUUCGAUUUCCGUGUAACUGAGGAAAGUUUGAUGGAUCGCUUGGGAACAAAUAUGCAUGAAGCAUGCGUUCAGAUUGACAGGGGAUGCAGGGUCUUUAUAAUUCAUGGUUCUUCCGAUACAAUUAUUCAAGUUGAAGAUGCAUUUGAGUUUUCCAAGAUCAUACAAAAUCACAAGUUACACAUCAUUGAAGGAGCUGAUCACGCAUUCAGUAAUCAUCAAGAAGAGUUAUCCUCAGUUGUUGUAAACUUCAUAAAGGAAAACUUGCACCAGGACAAGAGUACCACUAGCUAGGCAUCUAUUCUUGCCAGCAUAUGUAUGAACUCUUUGUUUAUGAACGUUUUCCCAAUGAUAUACUUGUGGUGCAUCUUGCAGUUU